UUCUCUCAGGAAUCCAAGCACAAUAUGGUUUUAUCUGUAGAUUGAUCUGUAAAAUUUUCUCAGAGAGAAACAUAGCAAUUACAGUUCUUGGAACAAUAGGUUUCCUGCGAUUGUGGUGGAAAAAGAUGAGGCACACUAAGAAAGUCUUUAACAUACAAUGCUCUAAGAAAUCAGGACAUUUGUUCGAGAACUAUUUUGGUAAGGAAUUUCCAGAAUAUGCUUUACAAAGCAUAGAUCAAAAGGAUUCUCCCAAACUCGAUUCUCUAAUCCUAGUUGUAUGUUACGCUUCCUCCCGACUGAAGGACGAAAUUGAUACAUCAUUAAAAAACAUUUCAUAUAAAGGAAAAAUAAUGCUGAUCAUAAUACAUUCUUGUGAACCGACUCAAAGACCAACGAAAAUUCUGGACAGGUGCUCGGACAGAAGAGUCGAUUCUUUUACAACUCUUCUGAUAUGGAACGGUGUAUUUUAUCCUUGUCCUAGGAACAAGGACGCUAAAAAGGCAAUUACUUGUUAUCUAAAGGGAAAUAAACACACUAUGAAACAAUAAUAUUGACAACUUUUCUUUAUCUCUCUGGAAGGAUAUAGAAACGUGCUUGUGAAUGUUUGAAUUGAUGUGCCCUUAAAUGCGAAACAAAAGUGACUUUGCCACUUAAUCUCACCUGAGCCGAAGGCUCAAGUAAGAUAUUGUGAUUACAUUUUGUCUGUCGCCCGUUUGUUAGCUGUUCAUCCGUCCGUCUGUACACUUUUCACAUUUUCAACUUCUUCUACAGAACCAAUGGGGCAAUUUUAACGAAACUAGAUACUAAGUCGCCUCAGGUGAUAGGAAAUUUAAA
Molecule: messenger RNA, 834 nt
Organism: Saccostrea cuccullata (small rock oyster)
Lineage: Eukaryota; Metazoa; Mollusca; Bivalvia; Ostreida; Ostreidae
Exons: 4
Coding region: 126-548 (140 amino acids)
Source: RefSeq, a predicted model, not a curated record